Ceratosolen solmsi marchali is the source of this 1275-nucleotide messenger RNA. RefSeq lists its product as uncharacterized. The record is from RefSeq and is a predicted model, not a curated record. Lineage: Eukaryota; Metazoa; Arthropoda; Insecta; Hymenoptera; Agaonidae. The coding region runs from base 346 to 1269 and encodes 307 amino acids. The transcript has 2 exons.
CACAGCUGAUUGACAAGAAGUUAAAAGUUAUAAUUUUGCAAUAGCUACAAGUUUAAACUGUUUCAACUAAGUAAUUACGUUUCCCUAUUAUUAUCAUAUAAUUAGUAAGUUAUUAAUAUUGUAAGUCUAUAUUUUAAAACAACGAAUUGGAAGAUAUUUGUACUAUUGCUUUAUAAUCGAUGUGUUUGUAAAUGUGAAAUAUUGUAAACGGUCGGCUAUCAGAUAAAUUAGAGUAUUUUUUAAUGGAACUGAGCCAAUUGAUUGUGAAAAAUAUCACUGUAACAAGUUUAUGAAAUUCAAAACAAUACUAUCGUAUCUCCUUACAGACAAUAAAGGGAAAGCGAUAUGAAUGAUUCAUUUUUAGAAGAUCUAGAUUUAGUUCCUAAGGAUCCCAAUCUGCAAAGUAAUACUCAAUUAAAUAAUCGAUAUAUAACUACAAGGAAAGUCUUAUCGUCUCCAUCAAAUGUUGAUCAGAACGCAGAACCAAAACACGAUAAGAUUAUUUCAUCAUCGGGUGUGCCUAAAAUUAAAAGCAAAAGGCUGAGUCGCAGUCAAGAAUCUUGUAAAUUAUCUGGAUCAGAAUUGAAGCCACUAAGUUCUACUCCAAAAUCUGAUAAAAAUCAAGGGGAUGAAAAUUUAAUGAAACCACUGGAAUAUCAAAUAAGAAUAGACGACAUGAAAAUGAAGCAACAGAAUGUUAAAAUAAUAUCUAAAUCACAUGAGAGUAAAUCAGUAACCGAUCAUCGGCGUUCGGGUAGUUCUGGAAGCUCUAGUCGAUACUUAGACACAUCAAGUAAAGAAAAUACUCGACCAUUCACUGAUUCCUCCUCGUCGAAAGAAAGUGGCUCGCAAACUGAGAUGAAAAAGGAUUGUAAUCGUGGUGUAUCCGAUAUUUUAACUAAAAAAUCUGAUAUUUUAGAUAAAGCUGAUCCCGUAAUAUUUCUAAGUGCCAUUAAGGAUCUUGUAAGUAGAUAUACAGAGCAAGAGACUGUAAAAGUAUUAAGAGCGAUGCAAAAUUUGCACAUUAAUUCACAAGCGAAUUUAAUAAAACAUUUGAUGCAUCAAACAAAUGAAUUAGUGAAAGAAUUAAAUCUUUACAAGAACUUUGACAAUGUUAAGGUUUUAAUUGAAGAAAAUGAAAAGAUGCGAGAAGAUAUUUUUUUAUUACGUACUAGAAAUGAAAUAUUGCAGAAAAAAGUGGAUGAAAUGUCUUUAAUAAAAGAAGAGAAUAUAUCAUUAAAAUUAAAGAUAAAGGAGCUGCAAGAAUAAAUAUAA